Molecule: messenger RNA, 789 nt
Organism: Lobosporangium transversale
Lineage: Eukaryota; Fungi; Mortierellomycota; Mortierellomycetes; Mortierellales; Mortierellaceae
Exons: 2
Coding region: 80-658 (192 amino acids)
Source: RefSeq, a predicted model, not a curated record
UCUGUCAUUGUUGGAUGGUUCAACGUCACGUCAUAAGUCACUUAAUUAAUUUCUUUUGCUCUUCAAGACACCCUUGACGAUGGACUCGUCUGCUUCGCCCAGUUUUGACCUCAGCGCUCUCACGUUCCGUAAUUUCCUUAGCCGAUCAUCGAAUACGUCUUCAGCAUCACCAUCCAUACCAGCUGUACCAUCUUAUCAGGAGCUUGCAGCCCUUCAGCAGGAACUUUUACACUUAUCAGAUAGGGCUGCAGGGCGGCUUGAGAAGUAUUCAGGGGAACUUUCUAGGUUGGACGGGGGUGCUGGUCUUCUGUCCAAAGAUCCUUCAGUAGUCUCGGCUCCAACUUCCAGCUCAACAUCAAACGUAAACUUCAAUUCCUCAUCUACGACAAGCAAUGGAUUAUCCGGAACAGCAGCAGGACGUACGAGUGCGUCGCCCAAUACAUCGUCACCCUCAUCCUUCAACAGUUCUAGGGCAGGAGGAUCAUCUGGGUCGCUUGCACAAGGCGGUGGAAGCAGUAACCCUGCACUUGUCAAACUGGGCGUCGUGACAUUAAAGUUGAAACGUUCUGAUGCAGCCGAGAGUUCAAAGACAGACGAUGAACAAAGUUCAGCUUCGACACCUACAACCAUCAAAAUUAGAUCAGGGACACCAUCGUAAGUUCCCUUGAUGGCUCGUUGUUCAACGCAAAUGAACUUGAGCUUAUCACGUUAUUUGAAAGCAACUCAAAAUCCAACUAACAUAGAGUUAACACACGUCACUGGAUAGAAUCUCACAGGACGGGAAAAAAA